Messenger RNA from Cercospora beticola, 3636 nucleotides. RefSeq names its product Ran GTPase-binding protein LOS1 (gene LOS1). Lineage: Eukaryota; Fungi; Ascomycota; Dothideomycetes; Mycosphaerellales; Mycosphaerellaceae. Gene Ontology annotation, molecular function: tRNA binding; small GTPase binding. Gene Ontology annotation, biological process: tRNA re-export from nucleus. The record is from RefSeq and is a predicted model, not a curated record. Gene Ontology annotation, cellular component: nuclear matrix; nuclear pore; cytoplasm.
ACGACGUCAAAAACGAUCCUUCACCUUCAAAAUUUACGGGACAGCACCCUGCACGACACCUUGCCUCGAACCAAGCUUCUGACCAAGCACACGACCACCGCUGCCAUCACACUCCGCUUAAAAGGCCGCCGCCAACUCACCCGCGCACCGCAGACACUCCCCGCCCCCGCCUUUGUUGACACACCGCUGCCCACGAUCCUUCCUGCUCACAUCGGUCUCGGUCUCAAGUGGAAACACUGGUAUGCAGUGAUCGGCAACUCCCACAAAGGCAGCGUCGUUUCGCGCUGCCAUGAGCGCUUGGAUACAAACACAUAACUGCACAGCUCUGGCGCGUGCUGGAGGGUGACCUCAAUAACACAAGGAGGACAAACGAACAUGGAAAGUCAGGUUGAGAGCGCCAUUGAGCUCGCUUUCAACCCAACCACCGACCAGAACCUCAAGGCACAAGCGUAUGAGUUUCUGAAUGUCUUGAAACAGGAUCCCAACGCGUGGCAAGUCUGCCUCGCGCUCUUCACACAGCAGCCUGCUCCUUCCGAGGUGGUACGGCUUGUCUGCCUAGAGGUCGUCAACAAUGCUGUGCAAACACAACGCCUAGACCGCGGUGGUUUGAGCGAUGUCAGAUACCGCUUGAUGGAAUAUGUUCGUCGACGGUACAGUCCCGGCUCGGCGGAAACAGACACACCAACCAUUCAGAACAAAGUCACGCAGACCCUCACUUACCUUUUCACCUCCCUCUACGCCUCAGACUGGACCGAGUUCUUCGACGAGUUUAUUGCACUUGCCAGCUCAGGAUCGGAAAUUGGUGCAGAUGGAGCGUAUGGUGGUGCAGUCCUGCUGCUGCGAAUUCUUGGAUCCAUUCAUGACGAGAUUGCCGAUGUGAUGAUUCCAAGGACCCAAGACGAGCAGAGACGCAGUACAGAACUCAAAGACUUGAUCCGGGCCAGGGAUGUCAACAAGAUCGCAACAGUCUGGCAGGAGAUUCUGUCCAGAUGGAGGCAGCUGGAUCUUGCCUUGGUAGAGAUGUGCUUGCGGACGAUCGCCAAAUGGGUCAGCUGGAUCGACAUAUGGCUUGUCAUCAAUGAACGCAUCCAAAGCGCCCUCUUAGAAAUUGCCGGCCAGCAGGGAACAUUCAGCGCGGACAGCCGAGAGGCAAAAGCACGCGAUGCCGCCAUUGACACCUUCACUGAAACUGUUGGCAAGAAGAUGCAGCCAAACGACAAGAUUGAACUUAUCAAUUACCUCAACUUGGGCUCCAUCGUCGGACAGCUCGUUGUCAGUCCUGCGCUCGCGGAACUGCGCUCAACUUCUGAUUACGACACCGACCUUGCGGAAACAGUGGCUAAACUGGUGAAUAACGUCGUAUUCGAUGUGGUCAAGGUCCUCGACAACGACAACAUUGAUGCCCAAACGAGAACGAAGGCCGACGAGCAACUGCAGACAUUUGUACCUUAUCUGCUACGCUUCUUCGCCGAUGAAUACGAUGAGAUCUGUUCGGCCGUGAUUCCUUCAUUGACAGAUCUGCUCACCAUGUUUCGCAAACUCAACAAGUCGAAAGGUGGACUUCCUGGUCACUAUUCGGCAAUGUUGCAGCCGAUCUUGGACGCCAUCAUUGCCAAAAUGAAAUACGAUGAUACUGCCAACUGGGGUGACGAGGAUGAGCAGACCGACGAAGCUGAAUUCCAGGAGCUCAGAAAGCGCCUACAUGUCCUGCAGCAGACCGUUGCAGCCGUCGACGAAACCAUGUACAUGGACACGUUGACUAGGGUUGUGGCAAACACCUUGGGACAACUUGGCUCAGAGGAUCGUCCGAACUGGAGGGAUCUCGACCUGGCUCUGUUGGAGAUGCAUCACUUCGGCGAGCUGGCCAUCAGAAAUGGUGGCUUGUACAGCAAAAGCAAGCCUACUUCCGAGGCCGCUUCGCGAUUAGUUGAAAUGAUGUCGACCCUGGUCGCCUCGGACCUGGCGAGGUAUCCGCACCCGGCGGUGCAGCUGCAGUACAUGGAAUUGUGCGUUCGUUACGUGCAGUUCUUCGAACAAAAUGCCACCGGAAUUCCCAAAGUGCUCGAGAAUUUCGUGACCUUCAUCCACAGUGAUCAGAAUAAGGUCCGACUCCGGUCGUGGUAUCUAUUCCAGCGCUUUGUCAAACACUUGCGAGCACAGCUGGGCGAGUUCGCCCAGACCAUCGUACAGGCUGUCUCUGAUCUUUUGACGAUCAAAGCGGAGCUUCCAGACGACAAGGAUGAGGACGACGACUCUUCGGGCGAUGGGAUUUCUACUGAUGGCGCUUUCCAAAACCAGCUAUAUCUGUUCGAAGCCAUUGGGCAAGUGUCGUCGACGCACAAUGUGGCGACACCGACGAAGGUCGCCAUCGCGAAACUGGUCAUUGAACCGCUCUCACAGGAUCUGAACAACCAUCUAGCCUCAGCUAGAAACGGAGACGAGAGAGCGAUCUUGCAGGUACACCACGUUAUCAUGGCACUCGGUUCGCUCGCGAACGGAUACUCGGAUUGGACUCCUGGUGCUCAAGCCAGCACUCCACCACCACCAGAGGUAGCGCAGGAGUUUGAGUCUGCCGGCGAGACAGUGCUGCUUGCACUCGAGAAUCUCAAGCACAACUCAGAGCUGCGAGCUGCCGCCCGCCACGCUUUCUCUCGCUUCCUGGGAGUUCUUGGAUCGCGCGUGCUGCCACAGCUUCCACGUUGGAUUGAAGGUCUCUUGUCAUCUGCUUCGUCCAACGACGAGAUGGCAAUGUUCCUUCGCACCCUGGGCCAAGUCGUUUAUGGCUUCAAGACCGAGAUCUCUACCAUUCUUGACCAGCUGCUAACGCCGCUCCUGCAGCGCGUUUUCACUGGCUUCUCGCAAGAGAUCACAGGCACCGACGACGAGAUUCAGCUGAAGGAGCUGAGGCGCGAAUAUCUCAACUUUGUUCUGGUGAUCUUGAACCACGAUCUCGGCUCUGUGCUCGUUUCGCCUGCGAAUCAAGGCAUGUUUGAUACUUUCGUGGCUUCCAUCACGCGCUUCUCCUGCGACACGUCAGAUCCUCAGAGCGCACGACUGGCCUUCGCGGUCUUGAAUAGAAUCACAAGCAUCUGGGGCGGUCCGGACAUAGCUGUCGGCAGUGAUGCAGUCGCCCAGCCAGCCUUGCCAGGCUUCGACACUUUCAUUCUCUCGCAGUUUGCACCUCUACCAUGGACCCUGGUGUCAAGUCAAGGCUUCAAUGCGCAAGACGCGCAAGUGAGGAGUGUGCUUCUCGAAGCUGCAGCGCUGCAAUGGACGAUUCUGCGUAAGAACGGGAUGGCCUACAACACUCAGUUGCAAAACGAAUUGCGCAACCUUGGUGCUGGUGACGAUGGCAUUCAAUCUUAUCUUACGAGCAUAAGCGGAGAUGUGCUCGUGUUCAGGAAGUUCUUCAGUACGUUCAUUGCUCAGGCGAAGAGGUGAGGCAAUGGUUGUGGAAUGGUAUCAAUGCAUGCUCAUGAGACACUUUUCAAAAAAGCCGUUGAGGGAAAUUCAGCAUUUUCAGGGCGUGCGGCGACUCAAUAGAUACCCUGUUGUUGGAGCGUAGAUAGCGUAUGGCUAGAUGAGGCAAUGAUUGGAACUAUGAUCUUCAGGCUCACGAGUGCAACUGGAGCCCAU